Messenger RNA from Aspergillus affinis, 1302 nucleotides. Its product is annotated as Tm-1-like ATP-binding domain-containing protein. The record is from RefSeq and is a predicted model, not a curated record. Bases 1 to 1302 code for a protein of 433 amino acids. NCBI's taxonomy places the organism in Eukaryota, Fungi, Ascomycota, Eurotiomycetes, Eurotiales, Aspergillaceae. The transcript has a single exon.
AUGUCCCAACCGACCAUCCUCCUCGUCGGCACCCUCGACUCCAAAUCCCCCGAAUUGCACUAUACGCGACGACAGAUCGAGCGUCUAAACGCCUGCAACGUGCUCAUCCUCGACGUCGGACGUGCCCAGCCCAACACCCACGAUACCCAUGCCUCUAGCAACAAUCCAAACACAUCCACCACCACCUCCCAAAUCCUCACCCCCGCAACCACUUCCCCGCUCACCAACCUCCCCCGCGCCGAAUACAUAACGACCAUCAGCCACGCCGCCAUCGCCAAAACAACCGAGCUGUACCGCGCCGGCCAGAUCCACGGGAUCAUCGGCAUCGGUGGAUCAUGCGGCACAAACAUCGCGACGUCGGUCAUGCGGGAGUCGCUGCCGGUCGGGUUCCCGAAGCUGAUGGUCUCGACGAUGGCGAGCGGCGACGUGCGCCGGUUCGUCGAGGGCACGGAUAUCUCGAUGAUGUAUAGCGUGGUGGAUAUCGCGGGGACAAAUACGAUUUUGAAUCGGAUAUUGAGGAAUGCGGCAGCAGCAAUUAGUGGGAUGGUGGCGGGGAGUUGGGCAAUUGCGGAUGAAGAGGAUGAGGAGACCGGGAAGAAAAAGAGUAAGGUAAAGGUGGGAAUCACCAUGUUCGGAGUGACUACACCUUGUGUGGAUCAAGUGCGUGAGUAUCUGGAAUCAGCCGAGCAGCAAUCCCAGUACGAAGUCUAUGUCUUCCAUGCCACCGGGGCAGGAGGUAAGGCGAUGGAGCGGUUAGUGAAAGACAAGCAAUUGGAUGCGGUCAUCGAUAUGACAACGACCGAGGUGGUCGAUGAACUGGUCGGCGGCGUGCUCAGCGCCGGGCCCAGUCGGCUGGAGGCUGCAGCCGAGGCGGGCAUUCCGCAGCUGGUGAGCGUGGGAGCCUGCGACAUGGUGAACUUUGGGCCCCGCGAGGAGCUACCGACCAAGUUUGCCGAUCGGCGGAUCUACGAACAUAAUCCGACGGUGACCAUCGUGCGGACGACGGUCGAGGAAAACCAUCGCGUGGCGCGGUGGAUCGCCGACAAGUUGAAGCGCGCGAAGCGGCCGGACCGCGUGCGGGUUUUGCUGCCGACGGGCGGCGUCAGUUUGCUGGACACGCCGGAUCAACUCUUCCAUGAUCCGGCGGCCGACGAGAUGCUGUUCUCGACGCUGGAGUCCGAGCUGCAGGGUACCGGCAUUGCCGUCGUGCGGGAUGCGCGCGCCAUCAACGAUGAGGACUUUGCCGUCACGGCCGCCCAGUCCUUCGUCCAGCUCAUCGCCGACACACUCCAGCAGGCGUAG